Messenger RNA from Drosophila miranda, 693 nucleotides. Its product is annotated as lysozyme. Gene Ontology annotation, molecular function: lysozyme activity. The transcript has 2 exons. Lineage: Eukaryota; Metazoa; Arthropoda; Insecta; Diptera; Drosophilidae. Bases 26 to 541 code for a protein of 171 amino acids. The record is from RefSeq and is a predicted model, not a curated record.
AGUGCUGCGAGCGUUCAGUGGCUGAAUGGUCGAGCAACGCAUUGAAUCGGUAGUGAAUAUUCGGCUUACCAUGUCCACAUAUGAAUAUACGCUGAUAAUUGUUUUGGCUCUGGGCUUGGUUCAGGCGGAGAGCCCGAAACCGAUCACGGAGACCUGUCUGACUUGCAUGUGCGAGGCAUUGAGCGGCUGCAAUGCCACGGCUGUGUGCGUGAACGGUGCCUGCGGCAUCUUCAGGAUCACCUGGGAUCAGUGGGUCGAUUCGGGACGACUGACAGUGCCGGGUGACACAGCCGUAACGGACAGCGCGUUUACCAACUGCGCCAACGAUCCGCACUGUGGGGCGGACACUCUCCAGAACUACAUGGUGAAGUACGGACAGGACUGCAAUGAUGAUCAGCGGGAGGACUGCUACGAUUACGGCGCGAUCCAUUACAUGGGUCCAUUCAACUGCAAAGCAGACAUGCCCUACAACUACGAGAACCUCUUCAAGCGGUGCCUGAGACGGGCGCAGCGGGAACAGCAGCGACAGUCGUCGACAUAAUCCACGGCUGGGAAACCACUAAUAUCUAGUUUCUAGUUUCUAGUAUUUAAUAUCUAAUUUAUGAGGAAGAGUCUGCGAAAUUUGUGUCAGAAAAUUGCAUUGCAAAUAGCCAGCCUCUCGAUUAAUAAACAACAGAUCGGUUGAUCAGCGUA